Messenger RNA from Cryptotermes secundus, 12888 nucleotides. RefSeq names its product transcription factor CP2 (gene gem). Gene Ontology annotation, molecular function: RNA polymerase II cis-regulatory region sequence-specific DNA binding; DNA-binding transcription activator activity, RNA polymerase II-specific. The transcript has 16 exons. Gene Ontology annotation, cellular component: nucleus. NCBI's taxonomy places the organism in Eukaryota, Metazoa, Arthropoda, Insecta, Blattodea, Kalotermitidae. The record is from RefSeq and is a predicted model, not a curated record. Gene Ontology annotation, biological process: regulation of transcription by RNA polymerase II. The coding region runs from base 1718 to 4402 and encodes 894 amino acids.
UUCUAUUCUGGCAGUUCGCCGUGCACUUUCUCGGUUGCGUAGACUAAUGUAAGUUCACGUAUUAACGCGCAAACAUGUGGGGUGUUAUACCGCAGUUAAUACCAGCUGAUGAAGACGGUGUAAAAUUUUGACACUUAUUACAUUUCGUGCUGAGAAUUGAGUGAUCACGGGUGUAGUGCUUCUAUAAACUGGGGAGGCAUUUUAUAUAAGGUCUACUUGUGAUACAGUAAGAAACAGUUGUGUUCUCGAGUUACGAGUUGUGCGUUGCGUUGGGAGUGUUUAUGUGUAUUGAGUAACAUCACUGACAAAAACAUUUCUCAAUCAGUUGUACCUGAAGAGACGCUGAAUGUAUUGGGACAGGGACGCACCGCCUUCUGCUAGUCAACAGCUGCCUACAAUUAGUACCACCCAAUACCUGUACUGCAGUGGCAUUUCGCAGUUUAAACCUUUAGGCGUAUGCCAAAGGGCAUCGUCACGCCGUAGGUUCUUCUGGAUCCCCAAACGUGAACGCAAGAGGACUGCGCCAUCUGUUCAUCAGGGGUGUGACGUUACCUGCAGUCAGAGUUGGCUCCUUAUUAGCAAGAACAUUUUGUUGCCUAAAUUACAGCUAGAGUGAAGGCCCACUUUGUGUACAUUUUAAGUGAGGGAACGUUGUUUAAUCUAUUUCCAGUACGUACACUCACCACUGCAGGUUACCACGGAUAUUAGACAUUUGGCAUUUACUGCUAUAGUAAGUGUUCACGACAUGCAGGAUUAAUUGUUAAUGAGUUCACUGAGGAUUUCUGGUGGAGUGGUAUACUUUUGCAUCUCUAGUCAUGUCUGUCUGGUUGAGGAGGUGCAGAUAGCUUGUGAGUCCUUUUACCUGAAGGACUCCUGGAGUCUCAAGUGCAUACUUCGUCUUUGUGCAGCCAUUUUACCAAAUUAUAAUUUAGUUACUGGGGUUUCCCAUAAUAGUUUGUCCGCUUUUGCGCGGCUCAGUCAUCAUCUUGUGAUAAUAUUUGAUCUCGCUUGCUACGACAACCUGAAUUUCGUUUUUAUUUUGUCACCCAAAGUUGUCAUGGUGAUGGUCGUGUAUAGAGCUAGAAGGUUUUGUGAGCAGAAGAAACAACAGAGUCGACAGAGAAAAAGUCGUCGUGCUGAAGAUCGUGCCCCGUAUGUCCCUACUGCUGCCAUCAAACCUCCUUGUAUAGAAACUCAAGCGCGGAGCUGGUGUGUUGAUCCAGAAUUACAUCAGUUGGCACUCAGUGCAAAAGAGAUCACAGUCCUUGAAAGAAGCUGAAUUAAUAGUAAUAUCACAAGGACGUAUUCUAAGAUACAGAUUCCUUCAAGAAGCUGAAAUAGUAGUGAUUUUCAAGAAAUACCAACUUCACCUACUAACGAAGUAGUAUUACAUAUGUUUAACUACUGCUUUCUGCAAAUAUUUUGUUUGGUCUUAUUUGUAAGUUAUCCAAAAUACAGUAACAGUGUUCAUGUGAAUUUUUUCACAUCUAUUAGAAGCCAAAUAAUGUUUCACGUGACUGGACAACUGGCAUCUGUUACAUAAUCUCUGCAGAACAGUUCCAGUUUUCGUUUGUAAUAGUGAAGACCAAACAUCACAUUCCAGCCAACAUUGUAACGAAAUUUUUGUACUAACACGGUAUCAAAAUCUCAGAAAAUUGUUUCAUAUACAGAGUCUUCUCUCUGUUUUACUCCUAGACACAGUGAGUGUUUUAAUUUAAUGCUCCAAUGCUGGGAGAUCCUCCAUAACUACAGCCAUCAAAUGCGUGUCCUCAGAGGCAUGGAAGUUCAGGUCAUACUAAAUGAUGUGGCUGGAAUCAUGGAUCUACACUUCCCAGAUAAUAGCCCGAUAGAAACGUCUACACAAGUCACUGUAUGUAACAAAGAACAAGUUGGAAACAAAGAUCGAACCUGGUCAGACCCAAUAAGCCCUGCUUCAAGCUCUAAUGAAAUAGUGUCAGAUGAUAAUGGAUCGGAUGAUCUUUUCUCCUGGCCUAAUGAAUUGAAAUUGGCUUUGGAUAACGUUAAGAAUAACCUGGCUCUAGCUGUUAAUAACACUUCUGCGUCUGUGAGCAGUGGGAUAACAGUUUCUGGAGGACGGAAGAGGAAAAUGUGGGAUAACGCUGAUUCCCCAAUUGCUAAAGUGCCGACCCCCCCACAGAAUAGGCAGCAGAUGGUGGUUGCUGAGCCACUGAUGGUCGGAGACUGCACUAGUGACGGCAGUGCCAAGAUGAUAACAACACUCACUCACUUCAAGGACAACAAGGACCCCCUGUCUGAAGUUUCAGCCCCAGUUGUGAGUGGCGCAGAUCAGCACAGGGACAGAGUCAAGAAGGGAGAUUCAGGGUCAUCUGCCAGCAGGAUGAACAGCUGGCAGGUGGAGGACAUCGCCGACAAUCUUGCAGCCGACCUUGAUGGCAGUCUGUCCGGGCUCGGGGUCGAUCUGAGCGCAGCACCGUAUAAUAUGAGUGAGGCCCUUCUUGCACUGCCAUCUCUAACUGUGUUCAAACAGGAGGCCCCAUCACCAUCAUCACAAAACGAUGCUGGCCCAAAAUUUGUCAAGAGGCUCAUACGUGUCCCUGCAAGUCCCUUCCAGUUCAUCACUGAAAAUGACUCAUUCAAUAUUAGGUUGCAACAAGCCUCUCCAAACCCUGGUGUGGGUGAGGCAGAUUCCAACACCCAUACCAACAACAGUAGCUCCAAGAACGUUCCUGUCAGCAAGAGCAGCAGCAGUGGAGGCAGUUCUCCACUUCACCAGUUGUUACAACACAGCACUAAUGCUUUCAGCAGUAAUGUGUCUACAACUGUUCUGUCCAGUUCACCAACUCAGCAUCUCCAGCUGGACUCCUGUGGAUCAGUGAACCAGGCCAUAGUUGGAAGCACUACAAAUACUCAUCCAGUUCUAAGUCAUGUUGAGAAUUUCCAGCCACGCAAUACUGGCUUGGUUACAACCACAUCCUCACUCUUGAAUGGCUCCUCUGCUCAACAGGAUUUGGGUGUGGAUUGCAGAUUCCAGUAUGUCCUUGCAGCAGCCACUUCUAUUGCCACAAAAGUGAAUGAAGAAACACUUACUUACUUAAAUCAGGGGCAAUCAUAUGAGAUCAAGUUGAAGAAACUGGGAGAAUUGUCUGCUUACAGAGGAAAGAUCCUUAAGAGCAUGAUUCGAAUCUGCUUCCAUGAGCGCCGGCUGCAGUACAUGGAACGUGAGCAGAUGGCUGCAUGGCAGGCAUCACGUCCAGGAGAUCGCAUUGUGGAAGUUGAUGUACCCCUCUCAUAUGGUAUAUAUGACGUUGUUCAGGAUCAGUACUUGCUGAACACUGUUGAGUUCUUGUGGGACCCCACCAAAGAAGUUGGAGUGUACAUCAAGGUGAACUGCAUUAGCACAGAGUUUACCCCAAAGAAACAUGGUGGAGAGAAGGGGGUUCCAUUUCGAAUCCAGGUUGAGACUUACUUACAGGGGGAGGGAACGCUAAGGAGAUUACAUGCUGCAGCAUGCCAGAUCAAAGUUUUCAAGCUGAAAGGUGCUGACCGUAAACACAAACAGGACCGAGAGAAGAUACUGAAACGUCCACCCCUGGAGCAGGAAAAGUUUCAGCCCUCAUAUGACUGUACAGUGCUCAAUGAUAUUCCUACGGAAUCUCUGACUCCGACCCCUCUCAGUUCUGCAGUAACAUCUACCAGCCCCAGUGCAGCUAGCUUCAGCCCACAGCAGUCUGACAACCAUGGGAGCCAGCAGAGAGGAGGUCGUGGCACUCCAACAGACAGCAAUUCUGUGGCACCUGUGGCCAUUGUGACAGCCAAGGAGGAGCGCAACAGCCAGCCAGUAGUGGCUAAUUUGGCUGCACUUCCAGCACCAGCUACCAGUGCUGUGUUGCCAGAACCUCAGCCUCUUCAAACUGCUUCUGACUUACCGGUGUACCUCCAGCCUCUACCCAGUGAAGCCACAGCACAGCAAACUGCACAGUGGCUGCAGUCCAAUAGGUUUGGUUCUUAUCUACGGGUAUUCGCCAGCUUCUCAGGGGCAGACAUUUUACGACUCUCCCGUGAUGAUCUGAUUCAGAUUUGUGGCCUACCUGAUGGAAUACGUCUCUUCAAUGCUCUGCAUUCUAAGGCCAUUGUCCCUCGCCUGACACUCUACCUGUGUGUGGAGCAGAGCUCAGUGUACCAUGCCCUUUACUUGGACAGCUUGUCUUGUGCUGAGAUGGCUAGCAAAUUGGCUCAGCUGAUGGGCAUUACAGCUGAUCAGAUACAUGACAUAUAUAUGCAAGGACCUGGAGGAAUACAUGUCCUUAUUACUGAUGAUGUUGUGCGCAACAUCAAGGAUGAAGCCAUGUUCACCAUUGAAAUAUUGCAAGAUCAGUCAGGAGAGAGAUACCGACUCCUGUUGAAACCUGCUUCACGCUGAGACGAAGUCUCAAAAAUGAAUCGCUCAUUGUAUUAUUCAUGCCAUCACAUUAAAAUAAAUAAGUUACAUUAUAAUUCCCUUUCUCCCCAUAAUUUGAGAAUAAAUGUUAUGUCUUAGGAGUACCACAUGUUGUGUAGAUGAGAAAGAGCAUGUGAUAUAAAUAAUUACAAGUUAUAUGAGUCAGAGAAGAAUCACAUACCAAACUUUAUUAAUUCUGUGACUGAAGUACUACAUUGUUAGAGUUGCAUAUUUCCAGACUUUGUUGUAUUAUAAUUUUAAUUUUGAUGUUCGUCUAAGAAACUGCAUUGUGACCAAAAAAUUGUUCUUUUACUGAGUCAAAACUUCCAAAUAAAUACAGCUCAGGAUAAUCAUUAACUUGUAAAGUAGUCAAGUUGCAUAUGCAUGAGUAACUGAUACAUGUUGAUUUUCCAAAUAAUUAUGCCUAAAAUGAAUAUCUUUUAUGUAAGGUGCAUGUACAAGUGAUGAUUUCAGAAUGUCACAUCACAUGUGUGGAAAUAUUUACAGAAUUUUUGCAGAGCAUGAACCUUAGGUUUUGAGUUCUUUGUGAAGGCAUGCUGACAGGUAAUCUUGGCAGAAGAUACUACACAUGGCUGCUUCCAUUGCUAUGUUUAUUCUUUUUUCCUGUAUUAAAAUGCUGUUUGUAAGACACCCAACAAGUAUGAAGAUGUGGAUUUCACUCAGUGGGACUUGCUUUUCUGCACUGAAAAGUAAUUAGCAAGAACAGAUUAAAAUUUUGUAAGAUUGAAGUUUCCAUGGUGACUGAAUAUCAUGAAGUCUUCUUAGGUGAUGAGCAUGUCAGUGUGGUGACUGCCCAACAUUUUUAAGACUGUUUGCCUCACAGACUAAUAAUGGAGGCAGAAAUGGUCACAGAGAUGUUGGAAACUCACUACAUACUGAUGGCUGCUGGCCUGAGGAGACUUCAUAGAGAAUAAUUUGUCGACUUUGUGAAAAGUAGGCAUUGAAGUUUGAAGCUUUUCACAGUCCAGCACAUACAUUAUUUUAACAGGACAUACAGAACGUGAUGCUUGACCUUCCAAAUGGUCUCUGGGUCAUAAUUUAUGUGCACAUGUAUUUCCCACUCAUGUAAAUAUGACUUCAUGAAUUUAUUGCUUUUGUUGGGGUAUGGAAAGAGAUUUUGUUAUUCAUCAGCAGGCAUAAUAUAGAGCAAGCAAGAAAGCAAGGCAAAGUUGAAGUUUAAUCAAAAUAAAAUUGUAAUACUGCUUAGAUGUUAAUGUUAUAAAUUUAUAGUUUUGUUUUGAAGUCUCUGUACUAGUUUCUGUGUUGUAUUUUACAUGUUUUGCUGAAUGUGAUUGUUUUUUGUUUUUUUUUUGUUUGUAACUGAAAGUACAAUUUAUUUUUCAGGUUAUUGCCAAAAUUAAUGGUUGCUUAUACUUAGUAUUGCUCAUUUGUACACAGAGGCAGAAGAGAUAGUGUCAGAUGCUUUUUGAAAUUUGUCGCUAUUAAAGCCAAUUUAAUUUUUUCAAGAAGAAAUACUUUAGUAAAUAAGAUCUAAAAGUUUGUGACAUUGGUAUAUUAAUAGAGUUAUUGACUUUCUGGACAUUAUCCAUGUCCAAAAUGUUCAUAAUUGUGUACAUGUCUUGGUGAAAGAAAGUAUAGGACAUUAGGUUCUCACAGCAGUGACUCUGGAGAAUACUGUAUUCUGGGUUGUAAUGCUAUGUACUCAUUGAGAAGUUCACCAAUAUUUUGGAGGAACAUUCUGCCUUCAUCUGAGAAGCAAACCAAGCAGAAGUGCCUGCUUCUUGCUGUCUACUUUCAUAGCAUACUCUUUGACCCUGAAAAUGAAGGCAGUCUGUUCAUCUGAAAUGUUGGUGAACUUCUAUCAGCUACACAGAAUUGAAUUCCAGUACACUUGGUAAGAAAGUGUAAUUCCUGUACCUUGAUUUGGUGUUUAUACUCAGUACACUUUCUUAUGCAGGCACUGUUAAUCAUAGCCUCUUCAUUUUCUAAAUCACAUCAGGCUGUGUAAGUAGAUAUUGAAACCAAACACAAUGAACCUACUGUUGGAGAAUGUAAACGUAAGAGUCAUAUAGUAGAGAAAUACUUCUCUUCUAACAGAGGUAUUUAUUCUAAAUUUGUCAGAACUGUGUUAUAAUUAAAGAGGUUGUUGGCAAGGGGCAUGAGUUCAAGAAAGUAAAUUUUACUGGACAGACAAAAAGUGAACAUAUUGAAACAGAACUUCCCAAGAACUUCAAGAUUAAGGGGACUGUUUACUUAACCUCACCCAUGCUGUUCUUAAUUAUAACUGUAUAGCUCCUAAAUCACACUUCAAAUUUGGGACUUGUGAUCAUGUCCAAGAAAAUGAUUGUUUGGAAUCAGUCUCAUUACAACAAAUUUACCUUUAAAAAAUAUUCUUUAUGUUAGAGCUUCUCUACAUGCUUGGAUUCAGAGGCACUCUACAAACAUGUAAGUCAGUAAGUAAGGCCACACAGGCUGCAACAGUUCAGACUCAAGGUCUUUACAAAUAGAACACAUUAGAUGGUUCGUAACUAGUACAGUGGAACUUUGGAAUCAUCCCAUUUUCUCGUGUAGUACAGGAAUGUAAUGUGUAUUUAAUUCAGUUUCACCAAAAUAUAAUUUAAUCAUGCCUUUUUCAAAAUGACCUCAGUGGUUCUCUUCAGAUAAUGUUUAUAAGUGAUGUGCAGUGUACAUAUUGAUUUCAUCAUGUAUGGAAGAGUGUUAGCAGAAAGUAGUAUGUGACUUCUUGUAUUUUACAUUAUAUGGUUACUUUUGAUUUGCUGAGAUGAAAUGCCAAUUUGGCUGGGACAUGUUCGAGUACCACUGUUUCCUUUCCACCCCUUUGCACCCCUUUAAUUAUAUUUUUGUUAUUCUGUCAGUGCCAUGGAAGGAACAGUUCUGCCACACAGAAAGGCAAACAGCAUUAUGGACAAAAUUAUUAUGUCACAUGUAGAGUAUUGUAGGAUUAAGGUUUUUGAGAAAUUCAAGAAGGAAAAACGAAAUGGUGUAUUAAAUGAAAAUAGAGUUUUAAAGGUGAAAUGAAAAGAUAAUGUACUUGGAUAGAAAUUCAGCAAAUUUCCUGAUCUUAUAGUGUGGAAAAUAUUGACCAGUAGUGAAUUACAAGUGUUUGAUUUAUCAGAUUUACUUUGUCGUGUUAGAUUUCAGUUUGCUGGAGUAAAAUGUGAUAAUCGAUUGAAUUGAAAUUAAAUAUGUGAUUCUACUUGUCAGUUUAAUUUCCUACACUCAGUUCAUACCAGCAUAACACAGUAAUCCAACUUUAAGAACCUCUAAUUACCAUUGUAAUAUGCAGGUGAUAGGUGAUGUUGGUGUCUCCUGUUUUGUAGUUCGUAGUAAUUAUACAUAUGUAAAGUAAUCUGCAUCAUGCCUCAUAGUUGAUAUUUAUGAAUGAAGUAAGUUCUCUGAGUUACGGUUCGUAGGUAGGUGGAAAACCACCUCUGAAUUUUGAAUAGUAUAAUUGACCAUGAAUUUAUAGUCAUGUUGAAUAUACUGAGUUAGUGAAGUGGAAUGUACCAGAGUAGUAUAUGUUGCUUAUAUUAAGAAUAUUUGUUAUUGAUGUAUAGGUAGAUUUUGUCACAUCUUAAUUAUUGGCUUUACAGGAAACAGCUUCAUUUAAUAAUGGUUGUAAUGAGAGUACUGUAAAUCACCACCAAGUCUUUAACAUUUUUUUAUACCCAGAGUAGUGAUGCAAAUGAGUUAACCCCUCAUAGGACAGUAGUAACUAUGUGUAUUGCUCACUUUGGUGUUAAAUAAUAGACAUUUUGUCUUCUGGAGAUUAUAUAUGGUGUUCACUUGGUUCCCAAAGCAAACUGAAAUCGUUUUGCUAAGCAGUAGUAACUGGCUGAUCAUUGUAAUGAGAUAUGUGUUUUUCUUGGAUGUAGGAACCAACUUUUAAAAGAUAUAAUAAGCUCUGCCUUAAAAAUAGCUGAAUUGUGGUAGAACGUGGACUGUCUUAAGCACAGUAAUUUGAAGGUGUUAGGAUUGCCUCCAGUCCAGAAGUUUUUCUGCAUUCAGAUGUUGUGGUUGUAGAGUGACCCAGUAUGUUUCAAGACAAAUUUUAUGCUGUAAUGCUCCCGUCUUACAUUUUAAGGUUACAGUUGUGGAUGCCCAAAUAAGAUGGUCCAAAUGCUAUGUAUAAUGCUUUUAACACACACACACAGUGAGUUUAUGUUAGUUUUAUUCCUGGAAGAAUUUCCAUUACUCCCAUUUGCUUCAUUUAAAGUAAGGUAGCUUGUGAACUGUUUACUUUAGAAGUAGGAACGUUAGCUGCUGCUUUUUCACAUCUCACAGACAUUAAUAUUUUUAAUACUCCAUGAACGUAGGAGCUUUUAAAAUAUUUUUCUCGUGUUUAUUUUGCAUUAAGAUUAAUGCAGAUCUUUUUCCACAUUAGUAUUGUAUAUAAAUUAUAAGCUUUGCUCAGCAUUUGAUGUCAAUUACUAACAUUAAUAUAGUUUUGCUAGGAUGUUUGUCUUCUUCAUCUGGAGCUCCAAGCUCUGGUGUGAUAAUUGGAGCUUCUUGUAAGUCAAGUUGGUAUGAGAAUCACUACUAAUAUAUUUUCAACAUUUUAUCUUUUGUAUGGUAAACACUCGUUUUGUUUUCUUUUUUAAGUCUAUAAACAGUUAAGCAUAUAUAAUAUAUAGUUUGUAUAGGACAGUGUUAAAUGUCUAUAAUAUAUAGUUUGUGUAAGUCUGUGUUAGACAUUCAGUGGAUAAGAGAAGCCACUAAGAGAAAAGUUUUAUUGUCAGUUUUUAUAAAUCACUUUGUGCCUGAGAAUAAUGAUCCAUAAGCCAGAGUAACUUAAUGCCUGAAGGACUUGAAAUUACUGCGGACUUUUCUGUAAAUUUUUGCAGUUGCAUGAUCAGGGAAACCUUGGAAUUAUUGUCUUAUCAGACCAUGUCUGUUACAAAAUUAUGAAAAUAACUGUGAUGUAGAUCAUCAUGGUUAUCGUACAGGAGUCACCGUCCUCGUGGUCAUUCUUAUUUUAGGAUAUAUGAACUUAAUUUCAGUACUGAACUCCUUCAUGGCUUAGUGUGAAUUGUAGUUUUAUGUCUUUGCAUUGACUUUACAGUGCUUUUAUUUUGCAGUAUCAUGCAUAAUGCUAAGUGGAGUCUUUUUAAUCUUACAUUGAACCAAAACUACCACAGUAAUGAACAUUCUUAGAUAUUGGGAUUGCUUUUUUUUUUUUCUGUAAAUUCAGGAAGUUUUGUUUGAAUGAACACUUAUUUUAUGUGUUUUUAAUAUGCCAUAAUAGAGAAUAUAUUUACAUACAUAUUAUAUAGUUGGGAAUACCCAGUUAAUCAGCUGAAAUAUUAACUGUUUAUGUUUUUUCCUUGUCUGCGACUUGUUUAGAGGCAAGAAAGGGAAAUGUAUGAAAUAUAAUUUCAGAGUUUAUUGAAAGAUGUAAACAGUAUGUUCUUAGAACUUAGCUUGUAGGGUGCAAAUUAUGUUAAGGAAAUUUGAAAAAGUUUGAAGACUAAUAUCCCAAAGAAAUGUACAGAAUUUACACUCAUAAAGAUUAAGACACAGCUUGUGUUUGUGAAGGAUGUAUAUCCAUAGCAGAAUGUAGGCAAGAACCCCGAUUAAACAUAAAUAGCUGAUUUUCAAGCCAGCACAAGACAUAUUUCCUUCUUUCUAAUAUAUGUGGUAACUUGGGAGUGGGAGAAGCAGUGAUGCAAGUCUCCAUCCUGCAUUUUAACAUUUCAUCAGACAAAGUAAUUUAUAUUGGUUAAAUGUUCAAACAUAUAAUGUUCAUGAAGAAAGCAGUUUUCUGGGAUGUGGCACUGUACACGGUGCCACAUCCCAAAAAACCGCUUUCUUCAUAGUCACCACUGUGAAAACCUAAAAUCUUACAUAUAAUGUUCAAUUUUCUAUGUAACUAUGUAACCAGUAGUACCACAAAAGUGUGGAAAAUUGAUAAGAAAAUCCAUUUUCAUACUACCUCAAAUCAGUUUCAUGAUCAUACUGGUUUUUCACUGUGGCAUUGCUUCCAGGACCUACUUGCACUGUUGUAAGAUAGGCUGAUGAAUUAUUCAGAUAAGUAAAUUGUAAUGAAUUGAUGUAAUUGGUUUUUAAUUAGUUGAGGUAAUGUUACGAAAAAGUAAAAAUGUUGACACAAAAUGUAAUGAGAUAUGUGCAGUCUCAUGCCUAUGAAUGAGAGAUGUGCAGGCUCAUGCCAAUGUCGUGGUCACAUCAUAUACAGGUAUGAUCGACCAUUAUAUGCCAUUUGUAAGCCAUUCCAGAAUAUAAUGUUGACCACAUCUGUCCAAUUGCUCUGGAAACUCUUAUGACGUUUGCCUUUACCUCACGUUCAGCACAAAUGAAGGAUGCAAGCAAAUAGGAGUGUCCUUUGUAUGGAAAUCUAUCUCGGUUGAAAUAUCCAAGGAACUGAACAUUCGUUGAAUUUGUGAUCAAAUAGCUCUUCUCAGGUUGAACAACCAUUCCAAAUUUCUCCAAAGUACUUCUCCUAUAUUUUCUAAAUUCAUGAUUCCUUCACCAAUAAUAAAAGAGUCAACUCCCAGGUACAUUUCGGCUACAGGGAAAUGUCCAGUUGUAUGAUAUAAAACAUGUCUCAUUACAAUUGUGUUUGCAUUUGAGUGAGUGAUGUUAAUAAACAUUGAUCCUGAUGGCACACCUCCUUUCUUUCUGAAUCUCUCACGGAUGUGUUGAUGAAAUAUUUCACCAGCGCUCAGAUGCGUUGUUUAUUCCAUACUGGUUUCACUGUCCAGGUUUUGCCAUCGGAUCCAAAGAACUUAGUCAAAUCAAAUGAGUUGAAAAUUAUCUUAAAAUCAUCGUGAAUGAGCCAAGGUGGAAUGCUCUUGUCGAAUUCUUGAUAGUCGACCAUUAAAUACUAGUGAUUCCGAUGUAUUCGACACGUCUUUUUUAUGUACGCCAUUCCUCCUGUUGCCAUCUCAGUGUGGUAGGCUAUCAGUGCAUCUUGAGUUUCCAACCGUUUAGUAUAUGGAUGAAAGAACCGAAAUUCUUCAACUAUCACAUCAAGUGGUAUUCCCGAAACUGCUCUGAUCUUAUUCUUUCCUGGGGUUGUUAUCUGGGAACAGAAAUACGCACGUCUGGGAACCCAAAGCCUUGUCGCCCAUUACCAAUGACUUCCCAUUGUCUGUAGAUUGAUCCACGAACUUUUGGAUAUGCAAGAGCUUCUCCUUUCAUCUUAAAGCCCUUCUCCCUCCAGGGUAAUCCACAGGAUUUAUCUUUUGAAAAGUUUCGGUUUUCUGUUGCUCCACCAAUCGUCAGAGGAACAAGUUUCUCUUUCGCUGUAAAGUCAUCUGCUGUGCUUUGCAUUACUACUAGGUACUGUUAGUUCCGCGGAACUCUAGCCAUGGUAGAGGGGUCAUACCAUCUCUCACGGACCGAGGGGGGGCAGCGUUAUCAGCUUAUGUCAGCAUGGGUACUACCAGUUUGGAAUGUAGCAUCUUGGAGUGUGGUCAGGUGUAUAGUACAAUGUGUUGCUUGUUAGUUGGUCUCUGUAGGCAAUGUUUUCCACUUGGGGAAUAGAUCUGAACAUCACCACAGCAAGCAUACAGCUUCAUGUGCUCCACAACAGCGUUUACCUUUCCGCGCAGCUAAAGCUAUGAGGCACUAACUAUAGGUAGGGUCAUGGCGAACCGUUGCAGGAGCAUACUUCCUGUCAUACUUCAUUAAGUCUUCUUUAACUGCCUAAGCUGAGGAAACGAAUCUUACAUAUUUGUCCAUGACAUUAUCCACAAAUCUUCGACCAAAGUAAAGAUUGGUGUAAGAACAAGUGACUUUGUGUAGACCACGUUGAACCCCUCCUUUCUUUCAAGCUUCUCCAUGUUUCCUUUGGCUCCAAAUGCAGCCAUUUGAAACCAACCAACCAUCCAACCAUAUGCAAUCUCAUAAUAUUUGGGCCUUUGGUGUUAUAGGUAUCUCAUUUGUGAACAAGGCAAUGCAGCUCAAUAAGACUGAUGAGUCUGUUGCUAUACUUGAAGAGGAUGCAAUGUAAAACGCUUUUUAAAAUCAGUGCAGAACACGGUCCUUCUAAAGUGUUCAGAAACUUUUCCAUUUUAUACAAAAUUGAUUUUCAAUUGAAGACCUGUAUUAUCCUUUAUGAUAUAUUAAUGAAUUACUCCAUAUCACAGCAAAGAGUAAAUUGUGAAACUGUGGGUGAAAUGAGAAUUUGUUUCAGCAUGACCGUGUUGCUUUCCUUCUUAACUCUUAUUUAUCUUGAUUUUGUACAAGAGGAGCUGUAGUUUGAUGUGAAUGCCAGAGAAAGUCAUUUGACUGCCUGAGUAUUUGGGUCAGGUUUCAAAAUUAAAAUUAGUAAUUAUUUCAUAGAACUGAAGAAAAUUUUCAUACAUUCCUCUCUCCAUGUAGUAAUUCGUUUAUACAUAUUGAAGUGGAAAUUUCUGUGUAGGCUUUUAAAAAUAUAUUCACUUGUAGUAAUUGGCCUUGUAUCACAGAAUGUAUGUUGGAAAUACGAAUAUAUUUCAACUGCC